ACGUUCCUCAGGUUCAACUGAACGUUCACCAGAACCGUGUCGGUCAACAUUGCAGAGAUGGUUUGUAAUCUCUGCACUGAUUCGUCAGUUCGUGCGUUCAGCUUCAGACCGGAAGCAUUUAAAGACUCGGCUGGAGUCUGUGGAUUCCGACAGUCCUGAAGGCAGCAGCGGAGCAGAGGAGGAGCAGUUGAGGGUCUCGGAGCGGUGAGUCCCAUUAAAGCCGUUUAUUCCUUUUGGUUCGGGGCUUUAUCCGGUCCCGGUCCCGAGCAGGCCGGACCGGACCCAUGGGGCAGAGCGGGCCGGAACCGGGAGCUCCUGAGGCCGCAGCGGGAGCCCCACGCCGCCGCCGAGGGGCAAAACAUGUCUGCUCCGGGGCUGCGCGCGUGCUUACGCGGGUCUAAGCGCGUGCACGCUAUUCAGUGACAGAUAGAGCGCGUGCAGCGUGAGGUUCGGUCCGGUUCGGGUGGUCUCUGGGUUCUGUUUGGCUGCAGGUUCGGUCUGCAGGGUCCAACAGCUGCACGCUCCAUCAGCGGACUGCAAGUCCCAGAAUGCUUUGCGGGAAUCCUGGGAAAGUUUCCUCGAUCCAGGAUGAGAUCCAGAAGGAGCGAGGCGGUUCCGGUUCUGAUCUGUGGUCCAAACUGUCAGCUCAGGUCCUCCAGAGGUUCGGGUUACCAUGACAACCAAUCAAAGUCCAGCAGGGUUGAGUUAAUGCAGCGCCACCUGGAGGCUCCGAGUAGCAUGACAGCACUUCUUCUUCUCUGACAUGUUUGUUUCUCCAACAGGUGUUUUGAUCAGUCCAUUGAUUGAUGAUUGGCAGCUCAUCAGCUAAUUGGCUCAUGGUAACAACCAAUCAGCAUGGACUCUGAGGCCACGCCCCCAGACCGCAGGACUCAUCCUGAUUGGCCAUGGUAGCAGAGGGGACGCCUCAUCAUAAGAUGGAGCAAUUGGACGAGCUGAGCUUAGGGGCGGGGCUUGAAGUGGCAGAGGAAGCAGGAUGUGGUGAGGAGGAGGAGGAGCUCUGUCACCAGCCUGAACCAGGCAUGGAGGACGCUCCGCCCGACGCCAAGAUGGAGGACGCUCCGCCGGGCACCAUAACCAUGGAACAGCGCUGGAGGCAGCAGUUCCCAGACCUCCGCUGCUGCUCGGUCGUCCUCCUCAGGCUUCCUGUGGAGACGCUGCGGCUCCGGCGGUGGGGCGGAGCGGAGAGGAGGCGGAGCCGGCGGGUCAGGUCACGCGACCUGUGGUCCGGCUGGGACUGGAUGGAGCCACUGGACCCGGAGAACGGCGGCACCGGAACCCGAGGCUUCGUCAAGAAGGUGGAGGUGAAUGCCCCUGAAGAUGAGCCUGGGAAAACCCAGAGCCAGCUGCAACUGAUGCGACGCCUGGAGCCGCCCUCUGGCCCCGCCCACCCAGAUGACGGUGCCGCCCUGGGUGAGCCGCCGCAGAGCGACCACACCUACUGCCUGGGAUUCAAUACACCGGAGAGCAGCAGCCAAUCACUGGAGGACAGGCCACCGUCCCGGUUGUCCAGCUGGGCACAAAGAGACAGAGACGGCCACUGCUCACCUGCAGAGAAGAAGAACGUACCGAGUGUGGUGCUGCGGAAGGUGACGGGUGAUCAGUGGGUCCUCAGGACUGGAUCUGUUAAAGAAGAGGAAGAGGAGGAUAAAGAGGAGGUUCAGACAAAGAACAAGAAGAGAAACGAGACUUCAGCAUCAGGACAGAAGAUGCGCCGCCAGGCCUGCCGGAGCUGCGCUGCGUGUCUGAGGGAGAACUGCGGCGUUUGCACGUUCUGCCGCGACAUGAGGAAGUUCGGCGGUCCGUCCCGCAUGAAGCAGAAGUGUGUGAGGCGUCGCUGCCUGCUGCUGAGCGCCCAGAAACAGCCGACCAGGCAGCAGAACCGACCCGGGGAGCAGAAGGAACCGUCCGACCCGGUUCGACCCGGAGACGACACCGACUCUCCGGACGCCCAGCAGGAUGGAGUCCGGCGCUGGAGACACGAGAGGACGGCAGGAAGGCGGGAGGUGAGGAAGAGGAUGUGGAUGAAGAGGAGGAAGAGGAGGCGGGGCCAGACGGGCGGCGCCUCCGAGACUCGGAACGGCUGGAUCGGUCCGCUGAUGAAGAGCGAGGAAGAGGAGACGCCAUUGUCCCACUGUCACCAGUUGACUGGGGCCAGUGGGACCAGUUCAGCUCCGACUGGGACUCACCUGCAGUGGAACCUGACCCUGGACAGCUGCCACCUGCCCUCCACCACCCUCUCUGACUCCGCCCUCACCUGUCUGUCCGGCCUGCUGCCUCAGGACGGAUCCGUCCUCCACGUCUCCACAGGCCUCACCUUCAUCCCUCAUCCUCUUCCUCACUCUGCUGCCGUCCAAUCACCCGAACCGAAGGAGGAGGAGCAGCCAAUCAGCAUCGAGCUUUACGGCAGGGAGGCGGCGCUUUGGACUGGGACGUCUGAGGAGGGCAAGUUCUACGAAGUGGAGGUGGAGCUGCCGGACCCAGAGUCCGACCAGAACACCAUGACAACAUCAUCACCGUCGCACUCUGACAUCACCGCUGACAUCACCUGCAAGCGGCCGGACUUUAUCUCAUUGGAACCGCAGGGGUUCUGCCUGCUGGGGGGCGGAGCCAGGUGCGCAGGGGGGCGGGGCUUGUUCCAUCUGCUGAAGGCACUGAGGAGCACGGUGCUGCCGGCGCAUUGGGUCGCCGUGAUGGCUGCAGGACCAGAGCUGCAGCUGCUGCAGUGCUGCAGGCUGUCCUCCAUGAGGGACGCCAUUGUCCACGUCCAAUCAGAUCGCAGCUUCCAGGUCAGCGUGCGGUCCCGCCUGCUGCCUGAUGGACACCGCCUCUACAGGGAGUGCGCACACAGAGUCGCUCACCUGAGCCAGCUGGUGUCUCUGCUGCUGCAUCUGGAGCGACUCGCCGUCUGCCGGGGCUGCAGGGUUCAGGCGGCGUCCCGUCGGCUGCCGCUCCGCUCCGCAGACUGCCACCUGCUGGUGGCUCCGCCCUUCCACACCUGCCUGCCGUGCCUGCUGGAGGAGGAGGAAGAGGAAGAGGAGGGUGAAGAUGAAGAUUGAGGCAUGGUGGAGGAGUUCCAGUGUUGUUAAAGUGCCUCACCAUGUUGGGCUGGGGCUUCUGGGUAAUGGAGUCCAGCAGCUCCGAAUGUUUCUACCUCAGGUGUUUACUACUGAACAGUUCAUCAGAACCGAGUCCGGUCCGGUCCGAUCCGGUCCAGGACUGCUGUUUCCCUCUGAAUGUUUCUGUUGGUCCUAAAGAGAUUUUUCUACUUUUGAUACGUUUAUAAAGGGUUUUUCAGAAACGCGCCGGUGUGCUGUCUUUGCUUCCUGAAGCGGAGUGGAUCUCUGCCAGGGCCCCAUCAGGGAUCCAUCAGGGCCCCAUCAGGGAUCCUGCUGCCCUCUUCUGGUGGUUCUGUGAUACUGAAGAAAUUAAAGCAGAAACAGAUUUUUGAAGUUUCCCGUUCUCUCAGGUUAGAUUAACGAUUCACGUGAGUUAAGGGGCGAAACUGUUAUUUGUUCACAUGACAUCAAACUCGAUUUGACUCACCGUAAUUAUUUUUGUGGCCCUCUGGACUCCAAAUUUUGAAAAAGAUCUUCCUAAUAAGAGUUGUGUGUAAAGCUUUUAUCAAGGCAGUUUCAGAUUACAUCAACUAUCAAAAGAUGCUGAAUAUUAUCUCAUUUUAAUGAGAUUGAAAGCUAAUGUUUUAACAGCCUGGUAGCUUUACCUUUACAUUCUGCUGCUGGCCCUUUAAAGACAUUGUUGCCAUGGCAGCAGACCUUUCAGAGUGGUUGCUAAAGCUGCAGUCACUGAUCAGCGUCAAGAUUUAACCGUUUAAUGACGAACAGACACAUUGCAGAAUGUUUCCUUGGACUUUAUUUGAUAGAAAAGCUGUGUGUGUGUGUGUGUGUGUGUGUGUGUGUGGCCAGUGGGUAUCAUGGAGGAGCAUGGCGGACAGACAACAGGAAACAAAACGAGGCACUUGUUCUGAUCCGGAGCUGCCAGUCAUCCUGUCACUAUGGUUGCUGUGGUGACACUGGAGAACAGCUGGACCUGACAUCAGUGUGUGUGUGUGUGUGUGUGUGUGUGUGUGGUUAUGGCUCUGUUAAAUCAUCAGUUUCUCUU
Molecule: messenger RNA, 4140 nt
Organism: Poecilia latipinna (sailfin molly)
Lineage: Eukaryota; Metazoa; Chordata; Actinopteri; Cyprinodontiformes; Poeciliidae
Exons: 14
Coding region: 906-3077 (723 amino acids)
Molecular function (GO): DNA binding; zinc ion binding
Source: RefSeq, a predicted model, not a curated record